Molecule: messenger RNA, 3230 nt
Organism: Herpailurus yagouaroundi (jaguarundi)
Lineage: Eukaryota; Metazoa; Chordata; Mammalia; Carnivora; Felidae
Gene: PLA2G4D
Product: phospholipase A2 group IVD
Exons: 20
Coding region: 93-2537 (814 amino acids)
Biological process (GO): glycerophospholipid catabolic process
Cellular component (GO): cytosol
Molecular function (GO): calcium-dependent phospholipid binding; calcium ion binding
Source: RefSeq, a predicted model, not a curated record
GCAGAUUCACAGUCCCAUUCCCUUGGAAUAGUUGCUGCCAGCCAGCGAGGGAGCUGGCAUCUUGGGAGGAGCUGGAGCCUGGGAGUGUCAGUAUGGAAAGACUGACAACUAGGGGACCACCUGGCCAUCCUCACCAGGUGGAGGCCUCUGCUUGCUGGAGGCUUACUGUGAAGGUCCUGGAGGCCAGGAACCUGGGCUGGGCUGACCUGUUGAGUGAGGCAGACCCCUACGUGACCCUACAGCUGCCCACUGCACCUGGGACAAAGUUUAAAACCAAAACAAUCACCAACUCCAGUCAUCCUGUAUGGAAUGAGACCUUCAGUUUCCUGAUCCAGAGUCGGGUCAAGAAUAUUCUGGAGCUAAACGUCUAUGAUGAGGACCCAGUCACGGAGGAUGAUGCCUGCUUCAAGAUUCUCUAUGACGUCUCAGAAGUCCUCCCUGGCCAGCUGCUCCAGAAGACCUUCUCCCUGCGUCCCCAGGGACAGGAGGAGCUGGACGUGGAGUUCCUGAUGGAAAAAACGUCAGAACGCCCAGAAAACCUCAUCACCAACAACGUCCUUGUGGCCCGAGAGCUGUCAUGCCUGGAUGUCCAUCUGGUCAGCAUUGGGAGCACAGCCACGGUCACAGAUCAGGAUGAGCUGGAGUUGGUGCUGAAGGGCUCAUAUGAAGACACACAGACCUCUGCACUAGGCACAGCAUCCUUCCGCUUCCAUUACAUGGCAGCCCAAGAGGCAGAACUGAGUGGGCAUCUGAAGAGGUUGGAAACGAACGCCUGGACUUCAGACAAGUCAGCUGAGCACCUCACUGUGCCUCUAAGGUCCUUGGCCAUGGGAAAGGAGGUGACCAUUAACGUUCCUGCUACAAACGCCCCAGAAGUGAGGCUGCAGCUCAAGACUGAGGGCUGCCCUAAGGAGCUGGCUAUGCACCUGGGCUUUGAUCUGUGUGCAGAGGAGAAAGCUUUCCUGAGCAGGAGGAAGCAGGUGGUGGCCAAGGCUCUCAAGCAGGUCUUGCAGCUGGACAGAGACCUACAGGAGGAUGAGGUCCCUGUUGUGGGCAUAAUGGCCACAGGAGGAGGUGCCCGGGCCAUGACGUCUCUCUAUGGCCACCUGUUGGCCCUACAGAAGCUGGGCCUCCUGGACUGUGUGACCUACUUCAGUGGCAUCUCAGGCUCUACAUGGACAAUGGCCCACCUCUACGGGGACCCGGAGUGGUCACAGGGGGACCUCGAAGGGCCCAUCAAAUGUGCUAGAGAGCACCUGGCCAAGAGCAAACUGGAGGCCUUCUCCCCAGAGCGCCUAGCAAGCUACUGCCGGGAGCUGGAGCUGCGGGCUAAGCAGGGCCACCCCAAGACCUUUGUGGACCUGUGGGCUCUCGUGCUGGAGUCCAUGCUGCAUGGCCAGGUGAUGGAUCAGAAGCUGUCGGAACAGAGAGCUGCACUGGAGCGGGGCCAGAACCCUCUGCCCCUCUACUUGAGCCUCAACGUCAAAGAGAACCAUCUGGAGACCCUGGACUUCAAGGAGUGGGUAGAGUUUUCACCCUAUGAGGUGGGGUUCCUGAAGUAUGGAGCCUUUGUCCCUUCUGAUCUCUUUGGCUCUGAGUUCUUCAUGGGGCGGCUGAUGAGGAAGCUCCCUGAGUCCCGGAUCUGCUUUCUGGAAGGUAUCUGGAGCAACGUUUUGUCCCUGAACUUGCUGGAUGCCUGGUAUGACCUCAUCAGCUCUGAUGACACCUGGAAGCAGCAUGUCAAGGACAAAAUUAAGAACCUGGAGGAGUCUCCUGCCUCCGUGAGGACCUCCUCACGGCUGGAGGCCUCCUGGCUGCAACCCGGAACAAUGCUGGCCAAGGCAUUUAAGGGCUUCCUGACAGGCAGGCCGCUCCACCAGCAUAGUCUCAACUUCCUUCGGGGCCUCCAGCUGCACCAGGACUACUAUAGCCAGAGAGACUUCUCCACCUGGGCAGACUGUGAGCUAGACUCCACCCCUGGUCAGCUUACGCCUCAGGAGCCACAGCUCUGCCUGGUAGAUGGCGGCUACUUCCUCAACACCAGCUGUCCCUCCAUGUUCCGGCCAGGCCGCAGACUGGACCUCAUACUCUCCUUCGACUACUCCCUAUCCUCACCCUUUAAGACGCUGCAGCAGACUGAGCUGUACUGCCAGGCCCGGGGACUGCCAUUCCCUCGAGUGGACCCCAACCCUCAGGACCAACACCAGCCAACAGAGUGCCACCUCUUCUCGGACCCCACUCACCCUGAUACCCCUGUCCUGCUGCACUUCCCACUGGUCAAUGCCUCCUUCAAGGACCACUCAGCCCCUGGUGUCCUACGCAGCCCCACAGAGCUCCCAGCUGGCCAGGUGGAUCUCACUGGGACCGCCUCACCCUAUUCCCUAUUCAACAUGACCUACAAGGAGGAAGAUUUUGAUCGCCUGCUGCAGCUUAGUGACUACAAUGUUCGGAACAGCCAGGAUGCCAUUCUGCAGGCCUUGAGGAUGGCCGUGAAACACCGGGCCCUGGGGGCCAGGCCUCCAACAGCACAGAAUUGAGGCUGCUCAGGGACCUGGCACCCUGAAGACCCUCCAGGGGCUGAGGGCUUAACCCGAGCACAGCUGGCUACAGCCACAGCCCUCCAGCCCUCACUGGGCUGGAGUUCUGGGCUGUCCCAGGCCUGGGCUUCCUCGGCAGCCAGUCUCACGACCCAAAGUCUCCCUCACUUUCAUCGCUGGCUUGAGAGGAGCUGAAAGUGAGUUCCUCACCAGACCAGAGUGUAGAAUAGCAGUCCGACCGGACAAAAGUGCACAUGUGAUUACUUUCAUGCUGAGCAGAACAGAUUUGGGGUACAGGCUUGAGGCUUGAGACUAGGAGUGGGGACAAGCAGGGCAAGGGAUGGCCUGACUGAGAGGUGGCUCCGGGCAUCAGGAAUCACAGUAUGUCCUGAGAGUCCCCUCUUCGUCCCCUCCUCCUUUUUCUCAUCCUCCUUUUAUACUCUUUGUAAGCAACUUUAGUGAGGUAUAAUCCACAUACCACAUAAUUCAUCCAUCUAUAGCGUAUGACUCUGUGGUUUUUCCUUGUGUGGCUUCCACCGUCAUCAUUUUGAGAAGAUUUUCACUUCCCCGGAAGGAAGACCCUCAUCCCUUAGUUGUCAACGUCAACCCUCCCUCCCCAGCCCUAGGCAACCACUAAUCUACUUUCUGUCUCUACAGAUUUGCUUAUUCUAUUUCAUAUAAAUGGAAUCCUAU